Messenger RNA from Acanthosepion pharaonis, 1446 nucleotides. The record is from the annotation of a GenBank genome assembly. Lineage: Eukaryota; Metazoa; Mollusca; Cephalopoda; Sepiida; Sepiidae.
AUGGGUCUUGUUGCCAUAAACGACGAGAAUUUUCACCGCAUUGCGGCUAUAGGGGUGGAACAAGAGUUCAAGAAAGUGUUUAAUGACAAAUUUUACGAGUUACUCGGUGUUGCAUCAUUGCAGUUGAAGCCUGAUGCCAUCCCAGCUGUGAUGGCAAAUAGAAGAGUGUCUGUUUUGCACCACAAAAGACGAUCGGGUUUUUUAUUGACAACGUUGCCCCGGUGGAUUAAAGAUUCCUCUUCCCUCUCAGCUCCUCUAUGUCUGUCAAUUAUGCUGCCGGGCUAUCUCCCUAUGAAAACAAGGGCAGAUGUGGACUCCCAGAAACAUUCGAUUCAAAUGAGGAAGUUGAGCGAAAGUACCACUGCAGGAAUUCCAGAUUUUAGAGGGCCAAAUGGAGUCUGGACCCUGGAACAGCGUGGGGAAGAACCAAAAGUGGACAUUACAUUUGACAGUGCUAAGCCAACCCUAACUCAUAUGGCUCUUGUAGCCUUAGAGAGACAAGGUUUCCUUCAGUUUCUUAUCAGCCAAAACAUUGACGGAUUGCAUUUAAAGUCUGGAUUUCCUCGGAACCGUCUUGCAGAGCUGCAUGGAAACAUGUUUGUAGAAGAAUGUGAUAAAUGCUGCGUUCAGUAUAUUGGUGAGUUUGCUGUAUCAACAAUGGGAUUGAAAUUCACUGGAGAUAAAUGUACUCACAGCAAACCAAGAGGCAUUUGCAGAGGAAAGCUGAUUGACACCAUUUUAGAUUGGGAAGACAACCUUCCAGAUGAUGAUCUUGAGCAUGCAAACAAAGAAACAAAGAAGUCCGACUUAAGUGUUUGUCUGGGUACUUCUCUUCAAAUUAAUCCAAGUGGACGAAUCCCUGCUCUAACAAAACGUAAUGGGGGUAAGCUGGUCAUUGUCAACCUACAGCCCACCCAGCUUGAGCGACAAUGUGAUCUUCACAUCUAUGCAUAUGUUGACCGAGUGAUGAAAAGGCUGUGUGAACUGCUCCAUGUUAAUAUCCCAGAAUUCACUAGUUUCUCAUUCUGCCUGAAGUCAAUAAAUACACAGCCUUAUGAAAAAAUUCCCAAGAUGUUCUUCAAAGAUCGGAAACCAUAUAUUAAGCCGAAACUUCAGGAAAACAAAGAUGAUAACGGCAAUGAAACUCAGGACUUUGAUGCUAAACCUUGCCUCAGAUCUGAGAAAUCAGAUAAGGACUCUUUGUCAAGAGUUAAAUUAGAAAACCAUCGUGAGAGGCAGUGUUCUUGCCAGGGUGCAGGCUCAGAGCAACCCUCUGGUUCCUACUGUUCCAAAUGUGACGCACCUGUGCCUCGUGUCAGGAAAUAUCCCAAGCGAGCAGCAUCAGAUUUGUCAGGUGGCUAUCGAGCACAGCUUAGCUCUUCAGAUAGUGACAGUGAUGAUGAUAAUUUCAAAAUAGGGAAUUAUUUUAAAAAAAGAUGCCUUUAG